This is a messenger RNA of Nicotiana attenuata, 894 nucleotides long. Its product is annotated as cytochrome P450 79B1-like. Lineage: Eukaryota; Viridiplantae; Streptophyta; Magnoliopsida; Solanales; Solanaceae. The record is from RefSeq and is a predicted model, not a curated record. Gene Ontology annotation, molecular function: heme binding; iron ion binding; monooxygenase activity.
AUGCUGGAGACUACCCCAUUUUUCAUAGUGNUCUCAGAUUACUUACCAUGGUUAAGUGGAUUUGAUUUGGAUGGUCACAAGGCAAUUAUUAAGAAAGCCUUUGCCAUAGCAACAAAACACAUUGAUUAUGAAACUGACCGAAGGAUUCAUAUUUGGAAGAAUGGCAACAAAACUUUGGAAGAAGAUAUCCUUGAUGUUCUUAUCAUGCUCAAAGAUACUAAUGGGAAUCCUAUGUUGAAUGCUAAAGAGAUUAAAGCACAAGAAUUCAUGCUUGCUACUUUAGAUAACCCCUCAUAUGCAGUCGAAUGGACAAUCAAAGAAAUGUUGAACCAACCAAAGAUAAUGCAAAGGGCCAUAGAAGAGAUUGACAAUGUCAUUGGGAGCAAUAGAUUGGUUCAAGAAUCUGAUCUGCCACAACUAAAUUAUGUCAAAGCUUGUAUUAAAGAGUCCUUUCGACUGCAUCCCUUGGCGGCUUUUAAUGCUCCUCAUGUGUCUGUAUCGGAUUCUGUUGUUGGCGAAUACUUCAUCCCUAAAGGGAGUGUAGUGUUAUUAAGUCUGCUUGGACUUGGCCGAAACCCUAAAAUUUGGGAUGAUCCCAUGAAGUUCAAGCCAGAGCGCCAUAUCAAUGAGAAAGGUGGUGAUGUAGUUUUCACGGAUUCACAGUUAUGUUUGUUAUCAUUUAGUAUUGGACGACGAGGUUGUCCAGGUGUAAAACUUGGCUCAGCAAUUACCACUAUGUUACUUGCUAGGCUUCUUCAAGGGUUUACUUGGAGUUUACCACCGAACUAUCUAGGCAAUGACUUGACUGAUGAUUACCCGGAAUCUGCUCUCCUUUGUACCAUGCCAUUUUUUGCAAAGGCAAAACCGCGAUUGCCUAAAGACAUGUACCCUUAA